This is a messenger RNA of Daldinia vernicosa, 410 nucleotides long. RefSeq lists its product as uncharacterized. The transcript has 3 exons. Bases 73 to 270 code for a protein of 65 amino acids. NCBI's taxonomy places the organism in Eukaryota, Fungi, Ascomycota, Sordariomycetes, Xylariales, Hypoxylaceae. The record is from RefSeq and is a predicted model, not a curated record.
CCUAACCAAACUUACAACUUCUCACGAUUUCUUAUCACUCAGGUGUGAGCAAGUGCAGUAUAAAAUCUCAAGAUGAAGUACACACUCACCGCCAUCCUCCCCCUCCUCCUCGCCGCUUCCGUCUCCGGCGCCAGCCUACCCUUAACAAAGCGCAUGACCUGCAGCGCGGGCCUAGACAACCCGUGUCAAGACCUAUGUCAAUGCUCCAGCGGCAACGUCGCUUGCCACUACGACCCCACGUCCCGGUGCGUGCAGAUGUGCACGUGCUAGGCAUAUAAUCAAUUCUACGAGGCCUUGGGAGGCGCCAGUUAAAUUAUACAUGAGUCUUAAAUUAGGUGCUUCAUUCUCUGUUUCGAUGGAACGGGAAAAGGGGUAGGGGAUGGUUUAUUGGCGUGGUGUCAAAAAGGUCC